AUGUCGAACCAAACCCCUGAAUCUUGGGAGGAUGAACUCUCCCGGCAGGCUGAGGGCGUUAACUUGAACGCACAAUCUCGCCCUCAGGCCCAGGCACCUUCUUUCACACCUGGAGCUGCCUCUUUCACACCUGGAGCCUCUUCCUUUGUCCCCGGACAGCAGUACCAGCAAUACUAUCCCCAGCAGGGCUACCCUCAGUACGGUCAGCAGCAGGCUUAUGGCGCUUACCAGCAGCAGCAGCAGGCCUAUGGCCAGUACAACGCCUACGGUCAGCAGCCCGGUGGCUUCAACCAGUACAACGGACAGCAGCAGCAAUAUGGUGGCUACAACCAGCAGCCUCGCCAAAACGUGCCUGUAGCUGCACAGCAACCCCAGGCUGCAGCAUCGGCUCAGUCCGUUCCUAAGCCCGCAUCGAACGCUGCCCCUCUUAAGACUAAGGUCCUGUCUAUUGGCGCUACCUCAUCCAGUGCCGCACCUAAGACCAAGGUUCUUUCGAUCGGCACCCCUACCCCCGCUGCCAAGCCCGCUGAUACCACUCCUAAGGAGCCCAAUGGUGACACAAAGGGCGCUGCGGCUGCCGAGGCGGGCACCAAGGUUGCUGCCACCAAGGCCCUUGACAAGACCGAGAAGGCCGUGGCCACCGGAAAGGCUUCUGCCGCACCAUCCUCUGGUCGCUCUAGCCCCGGACGUUCCAGCCCGGCUCGCGGUGAGCCAGCUAAGCAGGCCCGUGAGGCCAAUGCUGUCGCAAAGUCACAGAUGGCCGAUGUGGAUGAGGCGACCCUGAAGGAAAUUUACGGUGAGCGGAGAGAACAUGUCAACGUCGUCUUCAUCGGCCACGUCGAUGCUGGCAAGUCCACCCUCGGUGGUUCCCUGCUGCAUGCCACCGGCAUGGUCGAUGAGCGUACAUUGGACAAGUACAAGAAGGAGGCCAAGGAGGCUGGUCGAGAGACCUGGUACCUCUCGUGGGCUCUUGAUUUGACUCAGGAGGAACGUUCUAAGGGCAAGACAGUCGAGGUUGGUCGUGCCUUCUUCAAGGUCAACAUCCCCCACCCCGAGGGCGAUAUCGAGCGUCAAUUCUCCAUCUUGGAUGCCCCUGGUCACAAGUCCUAUGUUCCUCACAUGAUUGGCGGUGCUUCCCAAGCCGAUCUCGGUUGUCUGGUCAUCUCUGCCCGUAAGGGUGAAUACGAGACUGGAUUCGAGAAGGGUGGCCAGACUCGUGAGCACGCACUCCUUGCGCGCAACACAGGUAUCACCAAGCUUGUGCUUGUUGUGAACAAGAUGGAUGACCCCACUGUCGAAUGGAGCAAACAACGGUUCGAUGAAUGUACCGUCAAGGUCAUCAAGUUCCUGGAGGCCCUCGGCUACAAGAAGUCAGACAUCUUCUGCAUGCCUAUCUCUGCUCAGCGCACUCUCGGUAUCAAAGAUCGGAUCCCCAAGGAUGUGUGCAGCUGGUACGACGGUCCGUCUCUCCUCGAAUUUUUGACAGACUUCAAGCUCCCGGAGCGUAAGAUCAAUGCGCCAUUCAUGAUGCCCAUCAGCGCCAAAUACCGUGACAUGGGUACCAUGGCAGAGGGUCGCAUCGAGUCUGGUAUUAUCAAGAAGAACGGUACAUAUCUCAUGAUGCCUAACCGCGAGGAGGUUCACAUCUCCGCCUUGUACGGUGAAACCGAAGAAGAGAUCGCGACCGCCAAGGUUGGUGACCAGGUCCGCUUGCGUCUCCGUGGUAUCGAAGAGGAAGACUUCUUCCCUGGUUUCGUGCUCUGCUCACCCAAGCGCCCCGUUCACUGUGUGUCUGCCUUCGAGGCCAAGAUUCGUAUCUUGGAUCUGAAGAGCAUUCUUACCGCCGGUUUCAACUGUGUCCUCCACGUUCACUCCGCUGUUGAGGAGGUUACUUUCGCCGCCCUCCUUCACAAGCUCGAACCCGGCACCGGCCGCAAGAGCAAGCGUCCUCCCCAGUUCGCCAGCAAGGGCCAAACCAUCAUUGCCCGUCUCGAGGUUACCAGCACAGCUGGUGCCGUUUGUGUUGAAGAAUUUGCGGAGUAUGCUCAGCUUGGACGUUUCACCCUGCGUGAUCAGGGUCAAACCAUUGCUAUCGGUAUGAUUACCAAGCUUAUCACUUCCGAGACUGAGGCCCAGUAA
Messenger RNA from Penicillium paradoxum, 2139 nucleotides. Its product is annotated as translation termination factor GTPase eRF3. Lineage: Eukaryota; Fungi; Ascomycota; Eurotiomycetes; Eurotiales; Aspergillaceae. Gene Ontology annotation, cellular component: translation release factor complex. Gene Ontology annotation, biological process: nuclear-transcribed mRNA catabolic process, deadenylation-dependent decay; translational termination; translation. Bases 1 to 2139 code for a protein of 712 amino acids. The transcript has 2 exons. The record is from RefSeq and is a predicted model, not a curated record. Gene Ontology annotation, molecular function: translation release factor activity; GTP binding; GTPase activity.